AUGACGUUUUCAUUAUUACACAUCUCUUUUGUGUUUGCUGACUUGUGUUCCUUCUCUCUCUCUCGUUUACGUCAACAACAAUUCACAGCCGCCGCGCCGGUCGCCGCGUCAAAGAUUAGAAUCCGCUUAAAAUCCUUCGAAACGACGCACAUGCAAGCCGCGUGCGACAAAAUCAUAGAAGCUGCGACGGCUACGGAAGCGCGAAUCAAAGGUCCGAUCCCGUUGCCGACGAAGAGACGCAUUUAUUGCGUUUUACGUUCGCCGCACGUGAACAAGGAUUCGCGAGAGCACUUUGAAACGAGAACGCACAACAGAGUGAUUGACGUGUACGAGCCGACCGCGCAAACGAUUGACGCGUUGAUGGGGUUAGAGUUACCAGCGGGGGUUGACAUUCGCGUGAAAUUGUAA
Molecule: messenger RNA, 408 nt
Organism: Bathycoccus prasinos
Lineage: Eukaryota; Viridiplantae; Chlorophyta; Mamiellophyceae; Mamiellales; Bathycoccaceae
Product: 30S ribosomal protein S10
Exons: 1
Coding region: 1-408 (135 amino acids)
Biological process (GO): translation
Cellular component (GO): small ribosomal subunit; ribosome
Molecular function (GO): structural constituent of ribosome
Source: RefSeq, a predicted model, not a curated record